Naegleria fowleri is the source of this 876-nucleotide messenger RNA. RefSeq lists its product as uncharacterized. Bases 1 to 876 code for a protein of 291 amino acids. The record is from RefSeq and is a predicted model, not a curated record. The transcript has a single exon. NCBI's taxonomy places the organism in Eukaryota, Heterolobosea, Eutetramitea, Acrasida, Naegleriidae.
AUGGGAAAUUCAAACAAGACAUCCCCAAGUCGUCUCGAUAAGAAAACGGAGGUCAUACAUCGGCUCGACUCUUCGAACGAAUGGACACUCACUGAUCAGUUGAGUGGCGUGUUCUGUGGAUAUGAGUAUUCGCUAGACUAUUAUGUCGGAUUUGAGAAGAGUAAGAAAGCAAGAUACUCAAAUUCCAUCAUGAGAAGCAGCAAAAACCAGCUUCUACUUCCACAGCAGGCAAGCAAAAUUAUUUUGCAAAUUCAACCUUAUUCAUGUCGACUUUCCGAUGCACCAUCAACCACACCCAACGAUUGUGAUUCUUCUUCUAGCCGACAGAAUUCUGAUCAUGAUAAAUAUAAUGCAGCAACAACCUAUGCAUUCUAUGUUGGGAAAGAUGAAGUUCUAUGCACUGUAACGAAAAACAACAACACCAAUAUUUGUUCUACCCUAGCAGCACAAUCAGCAACUCCACUCUCUAAUUCGUGUCACUGCCAUGUUGAUGCUCUUGUAUAUAGUAAACUCAUUGAGCACGUAAGCUGCAAUAUAUUCCUCCUCCGACUCUCACCAACCACCUCUUCUACUUGGGGGAACAACCCUCAAAAAUCUCUAAAGAAAAUUCAAUUAUGUAAAUAUUCAUGCACUCACGAAGACACCACUGGUAAAGGGGAAGAGACGGUAAUUGCAACGUUUGAAAGAGAAGACUCACCGAGUAUGAUUGGAGCGAGUUCUUUCAUUUGUAUAUACAAGCAACGAAGGAGUGGAGAGUCUGAGGUAUUGUGUGAAGAUUUAAAGUCUGCUUUUAUGAAUUUUGUGUUGAGAUAUACCGAGGAAAUAUUUAAGCAUGAAUAUUUGCAUCAAAACACUACACAUGUUUCAGAGCGAUGA